This is a messenger RNA of Linum tenue, 1528 nucleotides long. NCBI's taxonomy places the organism in Eukaryota, Viridiplantae, Streptophyta, Magnoliopsida, Malpighiales, Linaceae. The record is from the annotation of a GenBank genome assembly.
AUGGCUGCAGAUUUCACAAGAGGCACACACUUCUUGCCCAAUAUUUUGAUUGGCUCGAGCAAAAACCCAUCAAGAUUUCUCACCAGAACCACUCUGAAACCAUAUUCUGGGUCACUAUCCUCAACAGCACAUGAGCUUCCUUCAGCCCUCCUCUACUUUCCCCUGGAAACAAAACAGAGUCCCAUAAGAAAGAACAGAGCAAAACUCCUUGAUGGAUUCAGUUCAGACUUCAGCUCUUUGUUAUACACCAAAUGCGCAAAUCAGAGUUUCACGGGCGCCAGUGAGGCAUAUCAUCGAACACUUUCCGCGCUUUACCAACAUCUCCUCACGGAGUCUUCUCGCUCCAAGUUCUUCAAAUCCACUGCAGGCAACGAGAACCUAGGGAUCUCCGGCCUCUUCCAAUGCAGAGGCGAUCUAGGAAACGACGACUGCCAACACUGCGUUGGCGGGCUUCCGGAGACAUUGAGCAGCCGCUGCGGGCAAGCUGUCGCGGCGAGGGUCCAGCUCUCGGGUUGCUAUCUGCGCUACGAAACCGAUGGGUUUCCGGAACAUGAGCUCUGGCCGUCGGAGGGCGGCGGAGGGAGAAACGAUGAUUACGAGUACGAGCUGCUCCACGAGAAAUGCAGCAGCAAGAGCGACAGCUCCAGCGAUUUCAGGACGGCGAGGGAGGCGGCUUUCGCGGCGGUGGAGGCGCAGCUGGCGAAAGCGGAGGUUGGGUUCUGCGAGAAGGAGAUCGAGCACGUGCAAGUGGUGGCGCAGUGCGAAGGGGGUUUGGGGGCUUGCGAUUGCGGCCAAUGCGUCCAUGCCGCGGCGGAGAUCGCGGAGGAGAAAUGCGGUAGCUCUGUUGCCGGUGAAGUGUAUUUGAGUAAAUGCUUUCUCAGCUAUAGCUACGAUUCCGAAGAUAGCAGCGAUAAUAGUAAAAGUGCAACAGCAAAAACAAUUGCGCUAGUGUUGGGAGGAGCAGCUGCUUUCUGUGGUUUUAUUGCUCUCCUCAAAUUUCUCAAAUCUGAUACCCAUAAGGACGACUCAUCGUAAGCUACAUGUUCUCAUUUCCCUCUAUGUGUUAUGUUGCUCAAUCGAAUCCAGUUUUAAUUAAAGAGGUGGAUUUUGGUCUACAGGGAUUGUUAGAGAAAGAACAUGGAAAACAAUAACAACCGGCCGAAGAUAGUUAUUAGCCCCAACCUUUCCACAACAUAUAUAUAAUCCUGCCUCGUUCUUCGAUGGUGAUUGAUAUUUGGUUGAUGCCUUCAAGAAGAAAAAGGCUAAGAAAGGACGCACUAAACCAAAUUACAUCUAUCAUAUUUUAGCAAUGUACCACUUACAUUGACAAAAAAAUUAGUUUAUUGACUAUCAAAGUGUCAUAGAUAGCUUCUCUAUUUUUCUUUCAUUUCUGGCGAAAUACAAUCAGGGGACUAAUUCAAAUUCUUCGGGUAAAAUAAGAAUAUCUUUUGUAACUGAUAAGAAUUAGUUUGUUGACAAUAUGAAUCUAUAUGUAAUAUAUAAAUAGAUGAAUUUUGUUUAAAUUUGA